AAGUCCUGGACUUCCGGAUUUCAAUGGUUUCAAUUCCAUUCUAGCCUCUUCUGUGGUUUCUACCUUGCUGUUAUUGUCAGGACGUCCAUAAAAGCCCAGAUCGGACCCUGAAAGUACGGCUACCCAUCUCAGUUUCUCAACUGAAUUGACCAGGAGAUUUAUUGCUGCAGAGAUUGUGCAUCCAGUGACAAUUGCUCUAUCUCCAAUCUCUGACAGUCUGUAGUAAAGUUUUUACAUGCACACUUUUUAGAGUGAUUUUUAUUUUAAUUUUUUUUGCACACAGUCAAAGCAAGCGUUACUUAAGGCAGUUUUUCAAACUUAUGCAUGGCGUAAAUCAGUAUUUUUAUUAGUCAGAAAAAGACAGACUGUUGGAAUGGUGAAUAAUAUGGGAGAAGGAGUGACUCAGUCUUUUAAUGGACUGGAAAUACAGUGAAUAUUUGAGUGCAAUGGAAAUGGUAAAAUGCCGUGCUGCAACAUGCAAUCACAAAUGUUCUUCAGUGUGUUCUUUCCUUGCCCAUUUUCCUUGCCCUGAUUCAGCAUGUGUGUUUCAGCAAUUCACUGUUGCUCUUUUCUCUUUGCUGGUAAAAGUUGUUUUUUUUUUCUUCUUCUUCGGUUUGACUGUUUAAAAAGCAUAGAAUAAAAACCUUUGAAGAUUGGGCUAUAAAAAAAUACACACUUUUAUAUGUGAUAAAGGCUUGAGCAAAAAACAUAAGCAACAUUUUUUUUGUUUCUGUCUUUCCACAGCUGCAGUAGUUCAGAUGAUCUUACCCCCACAGAGCAGAGAAGAUUUGCUGAAGUAUUUCUGUACAUUGACAUUGGAUCCCAAUACAGGACACCGUUCCCUUAUUCUGUCUGAGAAGAACAGAGUAGUGACGCGCAAUGAGAAAGCCCAGAGAAUCUCUGAUCAUCCUGCUAGAUUUGACAAUUAUGCUCAGGUGUUGAGUAAGGAGAGUGUGUGUGGAUGCUGUUACUGGGAGGUGGAGUGGAAAAGUGAGGACUCUGUGUACAUAUCGGUCUCUUAUAAAGAUAUUAACAGGAAGGGGUGGGGUAAUGAGUGCCUGUUUGGACGCAACAAGCAGUCCUGGACUCUGGUGUGUUCGUCUUCCACUCUAUCUUUCUGGCACAAUAAUUUGGAGACUGAUCUUGGAGGUCCACCAUCCUCCAGAAUAGGAGUGUAUGUGGAUCAUGGUGCAGGAACCCUGUCCUUCUACAGUGUCUCUGACACGAUGAAGUUCCUCUAUAGAGUCCACACCACAUUCACUCAGCCCCUAUAUGCUGGGUUCAGGAUCUGGGAUUCUGGAACCGUGAGGUUAUGUGACUCAAAAUAAAGCAUCUGUGGUGCAAUCUGGUUAAACUUAAGAAGCUAAACUAUUCAUAGAUAUUGUCCGAUUAUUCAUCUAUACAUUAUAUAUAUGUAUGUAUUAUUUUAAAAUAGAAAAAAGGAUAGGAAAGUACUAGGCUUGUGUGUGGGAACGAAAACACUAGGUUUAACACUAAUCG
This is a messenger RNA of Ictalurus furcatus (blue catfish), 1500 nucleotides long. RefSeq names its product tripartite motif-containing protein 16-like. NCBI's taxonomy places the organism in Eukaryota, Metazoa, Chordata, Actinopteri, Siluriformes, Ictaluridae. The transcript has 2 exons. The record is from RefSeq and is a predicted model, not a curated record. Gene Ontology annotation, molecular function: protein binding. Bases 759 to 1328 code for a protein of 189 amino acids.